Messenger RNA from Scutellospora calospora, 303 nucleotides. Lineage: Eukaryota; Fungi; Glomeromycota; Glomeromycetes; Diversisporales; Gigasporaceae. The record is from the annotation of a GenBank genome assembly.
GUGGUUAUUAGCCGUCGUAAAGAAUUGCUCUUAUUAGAAUGUGAUAGCGCAAUUAUUCACGGAUUUUUAUCAAAAUUUCCACAAGACAUUGAAAUUGAUGAACUGAUUUCUCGGACAAUUGAACUUUAUCGAAGAUAUCCACCCUAUGAACUUCAGCUAAUUUCUGGUUUAUCGCUUGAAAAGACGUCAAGCAUAAAUUUAUACGAUCUACAUUGGCUGAGUUUGAAAUCCGAUGAUAUCGUUAAUUACUCUGAAGCAAACAAAAUUCUCUUAUUACCUCCACUAGAAAGAAAACCUGCUCAU